AUGGCUGCCCGUCGGUCCGCGCUGGCAGACGUCCCCAAUGCCAUCAACUCACCUCUUCGCAACGCUGGCGCCGUGUCUGGCAAGCGCACGCGAGCUCAGGCUGGCGACGGCCGGGAAACGAUAUAUGGCCAACCACCGACCAAGAAACAGAUCAUUGAGGCUCGGGAACAGGAUGAGGAGAACAUUGAUCCUAGGAAGAGGAAUGGAGUCCCCGUCACUGCCCAUCACAAGCUCGACGAGCCCUUCUCCAAGCGCUCCAGCCACCCACCUACGGCCUUCGAGAAGAGGCUUGCUUCAGUGCGUGACAAGAAGACAACGCCGCACGCGCGUGCAGAGAAAUCGCAAAAGCAGACUGGGGACAAUCUUGAAUCGGUGCGGCAAUGGCAGAAGCACUACCGGCGACAGUUUCCCCAAUUCGUCUUUUACUUCGACAACGUGCCAGACGAAACGCGUACCAAAGCUAUGCGUCAGAUCCACUCUCUAGGUGCACGUGAGGAAAAGUUCUUCUCCAAGGCGGUCACUCAUGUUGUCACUACGCGUCCUAUUCCGUCUGAACAGUCCACCACCAGCCCUGACGACGGCGACUCGAAAUACGACACGACACUGCCAAAGACUGUCCAGCUGUCUGCGGCGACCACCCAAGAUCAACGAAAGGGUGCCACCCUUCUGGAUGCUCAGAUCCAACGGCGGAAUCAGCAUGCCGCCUCUCAAUUGCAGCAGAACCUGGACCAACGCAAGCCUCAGACACAAAGUGCCGACAUCCUCUCCCGCGCACGCGCUCUUGGCAUCAAGAUAUGGGCUCUGGAAAAGCUGCAUCGUGUCCUCGGCACUAUUCUCGAUGCCGACACAGCUGAUCACGUACAUGAGCCUCGUGGUCACGCGACUCAACGCGUUUCGACAAGACAAGCACAAGAUGCCGACCUCGAACAACUCCUUCGCCAUGAAAAGGUCAAUGGUCCUGCUGACCGUGACAUGACUGUCGCAACUCAGGACAUGGUGACGUUGCGUGGCUGUUAUAUUUACGUUCACGAUAUGGACGAGAGGACAAAGCCGACUCUCGUCCGUGACUACAACAAACCGAACUCAAAAGAACAAGGCAAGUGGCCGCAGUUCAGACUGACCUCAUCUGGCCGAUGUCCAUUCAUUGAAGACCCUGUCUAUGCCAAGAAGAUCCAGCAACAGGAGAGGGAUGCUGAGAAUCAGUUGAGAGCUCAGCAGGAACUUGCCCAGCGCAAGACAAGAGCAAACGCCGGUCUCCAACCGACUCCCGCCCAGGCUCUCGUCGAACGUGAGGCAAACCUGCGCCGCUCGCCGCGCAAGCUUGCCCAGGCCAAACAAGAUCCAACGAAGCCACUCAACGCUCCUAUGCCAGCUCAUCUCCGACGGCAGUCUUCUCUCGAUCUUGCAGCACCCUUCUUUGGUAGUGCGCAGGCCAGUCUCCGAGGCUUACCUCGCAUGGUUGGAGGCGAGCCCGUUGCUUCAGGCAUGCAACCAUCCAAUGUUACGUCAGCUAUUCGAUCACAGGCUAUCUCGUCUGCGGCCAUCUCGUCGACGGCGCCCGGCCUCAAUCGUCGCAUGGGAGACACUAAGGAGGUGUCUUUACUGAAGCGCAAGGUCUUGGCAUCCAACAAUAGCAUACCUUCCUCGCACGUCAACGACAUGAGGGCGGCGAUUAAUGAGAACCAGGACCCACCUCCUCGAGCUGCGAAGAGGAAAGCCCAGGAAACCUUGGGCGUGGUCCAUGAAGAUGAAGAAGAUAGCCAGCGGCAGAAAGCAAGACUGUCAGCUCCCAAGAAGAAGAAGGUCGAGAAAGACCCCAAGCCAGGCUACUGCGAGAAUUGUCGUGACAAAUACGAGGACUUUGACGAGCACAUUGCAUCACGCAAGCAUCGCAAGUUUGCCAAUACUCAGGAGAACUGGAAGGAGCUCGAUGAGCUUCUUCUAGAACUCAAGCGUCCUCAUAAACAAGGACGUUGA
This is a messenger RNA of Zasmidium cellare ATCC 36951, 1977 nucleotides long. RefSeq lists its product as uncharacterized. Gene Ontology annotation, cellular component: Dbf4-dependent protein kinase complex; nucleus. The transcript has 2 exons. Gene Ontology annotation, molecular function: nucleic acid binding; protein serine/threonine kinase activator activity; zinc ion binding. The record is from RefSeq and is a predicted model, not a curated record. NCBI's taxonomy places the organism in Eukaryota, Fungi, Ascomycota, Dothideomycetes, Mycosphaerellales, Mycosphaerellaceae. Gene Ontology annotation, biological process: positive regulation of nuclear cell cycle DNA replication; regulation of cell cycle phase transition. The coding region runs from base 1 to 1977 and encodes 658 amino acids.